This is a messenger RNA of Tachysurus vachellii, 2260 nucleotides long. It is a transcript of the gene mab21l1, whose product is annotated as mab-21-like 1. The coding region runs from base 334 to 1413 and encodes 359 amino acids. The record is from RefSeq and is a predicted model, not a curated record. NCBI's taxonomy places the organism in Eukaryota, Metazoa, Chordata, Actinopteri, Siluriformes, Bagridae. The transcript is spliced from 2 exons.
CCGACGACACCGGUUAGGCGAGGAUAUACACAUACUUACACACUUAUACACAAGCACACACAUAUAUAUGUAUACACUCACAAACACAUUUAUACACACACGCACUGUAUUCCGUAACGCAAAAACGAGCACGCAGCACUUUUCGAAACAACUGCGGGCGUAAAACUGUGCGCGUGAGGACGGGGAAAUCCGACAAGAUGUGUUUGUAGCCUAACUGCUGUGCGCGGAGACGGUCCCUAUUCUUCUCUAGCAUUGGCUCCCGUGCAAACAGCCGCGUUGGAUCCGUCGGGUUACUGCGAGCCUCCGGUGUAUAACCCGGACCUCUGCCCCAACAUGAUUGCCGCGCAGGCCAAGCUCGUGUACCACCUAAACAAGUACUACAACGAGAAGUGCCAAGCGCGCAAGGCGGCCAUCGCUAAGACCAUUCGCGAGGUGUGCAAGGUGGUCUCAGAUGUGCUCAAGGAGGUCGAGGUGCAGGAGCCGCGCUUCAUCAGCUCACUCAAUGAGCUGGACAACCGGUUCGAGGGCCUCGAGGUGGUCUCGCCCACUGAGUUCGAGGUGGUGCUCUAUCUCAACCAGAUGGGAGUCUUCAAUUUUGUGGACGACGGCUCCUUGCCCGGCUGCGCCGUGCUGAAGCUGAGCGACGGCCGCAAGCGCAGCAUGUCUCUCUGGGUGGAGUUCAUCACGGCCUCUGGAUACCUGUCGGCGCGCAAGAUCCGCUCGCGUUUCCAGACGCUUGUGGCGCAGGCCGUGGACAAGUGCAGCUACCGCGACUCGGUCAAGAUGGUGGCCGAUACAAGCGAAGUGAAGCUGCGCAUCCGCGACCGCUACGUUGUCCAGAUCACACCGGCGUUCAAGUGCACAGGCAUCUGGCCGCGCAGCGCCGCGCACUGGCCCCUGCCACAUAUCCCUUGGCCCGGUCCAAACCGUGUGGCCGAGGUCAAGGCUGAGGGUUUUAACCUGCUCUCCAAGGAGUGCUACUCGCUGAACGGAAAGCAGAGCUCGGCCGAAAGUGACGCCUGGGUGCUGCAGUUCGCCGAGGCCGAGAACAGGCUGCUGCUCGGCGGAUGCAGAAAGAAGUGUCUCUCGCUGCUGAAAACUCUGCGCGACCGCCACCUCGAACUCCCCGGGCAGCCGCUCAACAAUUAUCACAUGAAGACCUUGGUUUCCUACGAGUGCGAGAAACAUCCACGGGAAUCGGACUGGGACGAAAACUGUCUGGGAGACCGACUGAACGGCAUUCUACUGCAGCUCAUAUCGUGUCUGCAGUGCCGCCGGUGCCCGCAUUACUUCUUGCCGAACCUCGACUUGUUCCAGGGCAAACCGCACUCGGCGCUCGAAAACGCCGCCAAGCAGACUUGGAGGCUUGCAAGGGAGAUUCUGACCAACCCGAAAAGUCUGGAGAAGCUUUGAGGUAAAGCAGAGACUCAAGAAAUUCUAUCCACAUGUACUGUGCGCAGUGAAAAAUCAUAGGCGUAAAGUCUGGUACUGAAGUUUGGAAGCCUGUUACAGGCGAGCAGCCUGGACAUAUAAAGAAACAAUAACGCUCACUGAUCUUUAAACCUUACCCCUUCUACUUAAAACGUGUCUGUAUAAAAAUUAUUUUAGAUAUCACAGUCUAAAAUAGUUUUUAUAGCUCAUGUCAAGAAAUUACUAUUCUAUUUUGUGUUUUGUGUUGCUCUUAUACGCAAGCAAAAAAUGUAACAAUCAAAAUGUUUAUUUGGUUAUUUAUCAGCGUUAUAUAUUUUUUUUCUUAUUGAGCCUUCAGUCCAACAAAACCUUUUAAAAGCCCCACAAAGGUUUAUGUCUUUUUUUUCCUUCGUGACUAAUUAGACAAAACAAACCCUGUACAUUUUUAUAUUGUAAAUACACACAUUUGUAGUGUAAAUUUGUGGUCUAAGAAAAUUGUGAAUGUUGUUCUGUGACAUGUAAAAUAGAGGUUUAACUCCACCUGUUUGUUUUAUUACGUUCGCGUGAAUUAUUUCUGAUAGAAAAGAUAAAAAAAAUACCCAUUUAGACCCACAGUAAUAGUUUGACUAUUGUUCAUGGCAAGUUCCUAUUUUUUAGAGUUUACAGUCGGUGGUUCUAUUUGUUACGUUUUUUAGACAUUCCAUAAGAAUACUUGAAUUCUUAUUUAAAGAAUAUUCCACCUUUUUUUGGUUGUACCUUGCUUACAAGAUAAAAAGCUGAAAAUGAGAAUAUUGAAUUAUAUAUAUAUAUGGGAAAAAAUAUACCUGAAAAACAAUGCACUUGAAAUACA